This is a messenger RNA of Anneissia japonica, 648 nucleotides long. RefSeq lists its product as uncharacterized. NCBI's taxonomy places the organism in Eukaryota, Metazoa, Echinodermata, Crinoidea, Comatulida, Comatulidae. The record is from RefSeq and is a predicted model, not a curated record. Bases 1 to 648 code for a protein of 215 amino acids. The transcript has a single exon.
AUGCGUAAACCAUACAGUGAAUAUCGAAUGUUUGUGCAUCUUUUCGGUGCAACUUCAUCUCCAUGUUGUGCAGGUAAAGCACUGAAACAGAGAGCUGAUGAUUGUGAAUCAUCCAACAGCGACGAGAUAGGAAAACAAGCCAUUGAAGUCAUUAGAACUAGCUUCUAUGUGGAUGAUUGCCUUGCCACAGCAAAGGACAACCAGACUGCCAUUAGGUUGGUGAGUAGAUUAACCAACAUCUUACGUCAGAGUGGCUUCCAGCUUACAAAAUGGCUAAGCAAUGAACGAGAAGUUAUUGACAGCGUACAAGAGACUGAGCGAUCUCCAUCUGUUUCACUUUCACUUGACGAACUGCAUACAGAGCGGACUCUAGGUGUAUGUUGGAACGCAGGUAAGGACAGCUUUACAUUCCAACUAGCGACCAAAGAAAAACCAGCGACUCUAAGAGGAUUGCUCUCAAUUACCAGCUCGAUCUUCGACCCUUUAGGUAUGGCUGCUCCAUAUGUUUUAUUAGCUAGAUCCCUCCUUCAGGAGGUGUUUAGGAGAGGUGCGGAUUGGGACGAGCCGUUGACCGACAGUGAAAGGGCGACCUGGAACAAAUGGAUGGAACGGACAUCAAUCAGAUGCUCAACUGCAUAUAUUCUGUGA